CCGCUCUCCAGUCCUCCCAAGCCGUAGUCUCAACGUGCAGCCCAUUCGCACACCUAACACAUAAGUCAGCUCCUCUAUUAACAAUCCCAUCCACGCCAAGCCUUCCACCACGCACAACCAUUCCAAACCGGAAAGAGCCAAAAAACUUACUCCCUAAACAACCGCACCACGGGCUCACAAACAAUAAUCGGCCUAAGGCCCUUCUGCUUCGGCCGCUCCGAAUUGCAUUUAUACUGCACCAUCUCUUUCAAGGCGCAGUCGGCUAGGUUGACGGGCGGGCGCCGCGGUUUGCCCGAGGGCAGCGUGUUUAUCUCGUGCUGCAGGGCGGAGAGCGGGACUUGGGGUAUUGGUGGCGCCAUCGCAAAGCAAGUGCGAGCUGAGCGGGGAAUAUCUCGAUGAGGAAACAGGAGCUGAGCCGAUAGAUUGGGAGAGAGAGAAAGAUGACGGAUGCAAGUGGUGGUGGUGGUGCGAAGCGAUUGGGUGAGAGGUUGUUGAAGGAAGUUGAGGUUGAGGGGUUGAGCGAUGUUCCCACGACGGUGCAGAGGAAAGAAAAGAAAGCUGGGGGAGGAGGAGGAGCAGUCCUAGAGCUCAUCUCCCCACCACCCACACACCACCCUUCCGGCGCCGGUAAAACAUCCCUAAUCUACCUCCUCACCGCCCUCGCCAUCCUCCCCUCCUCUCUCUGCUCCAUCGCCCUCGGUGGUCACAAUGCAGCCGUCAUCCUCAUCGACCCGCUCUCGCACAUCAGCAUCCCGCGUCUCGCAUCCAUCACACUAUCCCUCAUCACCCGCAAACUCCAAGAAGCAGGAAAAGAGCCCCUCCACCCAGAGCUCCAAACCCAAGCCAAAGCCCUACUAAAAACAAGCCUCCUGCACGUCCACAUCCUGCGCCCCUCAUCGUGGCCCAGCCUGCUCGCCACUCUACGCACACUCCCAGAGCACCUCUUUGACGCCUCGCGACACCGCAGUAUGCACCGACGCAUCCACUCUAUCGUCCUCGAAGACCUCUCCAGCUUCACGUCCCAGAUCCGGAACAACACCACCACCACCUCCCCUACCACUCCAAACCCCUCGCAAACCCUCCUCUCCGCCGCCUCAGCCAGCUUAACCACCCAGCUAGACCGCCUCUCCGCGCUGCUCAGCUGCGCCGUCAUACUUACCAGCCACUCCGCGUCGGCCACGCACUUCCGCCCCGCGGUCCCGACGGCGUGGCCGCAGGGCAUGCGCGUCACGCGGCUUGCGGUGCGGCGCGUCGAGGUGCUGAAGUUUGCGCCGGGGGUAAGCGUCGAGGACGCAGAGGCAGAGCGGCGGCAGCGCUGGGAGAUUGUUGCAAGAGGGAGGUUUGAGGCGUGGAGGGUUGGGCAUGGGGCGGGGGAGAGCGAGGGGUUUGUGUUUCGGGUGGGAAAGGGGGUGGAGAUUGAGAGGAGUGAGGAGAGUAUGAGGAUGUAG
Molecule: messenger RNA, 1448 nt
Organism: Trematosphaeria pertusa
Lineage: Eukaryota; Fungi; Ascomycota; Dothideomycetes; Pleosporales; Trematosphaeriaceae
Exons: 2
Coding region: 441-1448 (335 amino acids)
Biological process (GO): double-strand break repair via homologous recombination; DNA strand invasion
Cellular component (GO): replication fork; centrosome; Rad51B-Rad51C-Rad51D-XRCC2 complex
Molecular function (GO): four-way junction DNA binding
Source: RefSeq, a predicted model, not a curated record